Molecule: messenger RNA, 636 nt
Organism: Brassica oleracea var. oleracea
Lineage: Eukaryota; Viridiplantae; Streptophyta; Magnoliopsida; Brassicales; Brassicaceae
Product: glutathione S-transferase T3-like
Exons: 4
Coding region: 1-636 (211 amino acids)
Source: RefSeq, a predicted model, not a curated record
AUGGUUCUGAGGAGAGGACAAGCUGCUCUGCUCACGUUCUUUACAUGUACAAGCUCCUCUGCUCAUGUUCCGAGAAUAGCAGCCUACUUUGCGGCAAGCCAGAAGGUUACAGAGUGUGAACGGAGAGAGCCGAUGCACUGUAAGCAGCGGUGGCAGAAGAUCAACGACGUCGCGUGCAAAUUAUGUGGUUCGUAUGAGGCUGCAACCAGGGAGAAGACCAACAGACAAAAUGAGACUGAUGUUCUCAAAAAAGUGCAUGAGAUCUUCUGCAACAACAAUAAAAAGAAGUUCAACCUUGAGCAUAGGAAGUUGGACGAUGAUGCACAAUCAUCAGCCUCUCACUUGUCAGAAAGCAAGACUUCUGAAGCUGAUGAAGGCAACACUCGUCCCCCUCGUGUUAAGGCAUCUAAGGCACGUCGUAAGAAGACGAUAGAGGGGAAGGGGCUGUCUGAGUUUCAGACAAUAUGGUAUAUUAAACAGCAGGAUAUGGCCAUGAAAGAAAGGCUGUCCAAGAUGUCUCUGCUUGGCAGUCUUAUUGCCAAAAGAGAGCCAUUGUCUGAGUGUGAAGAAGCUUUAAAGAAGAAGCUGAUAAAUGACUUGUUGGCUGUUUAUGUGAGGACAAUAAACUUGGGUUAG